AUGAAGUUACAGGGGUCCCUGGCCUGCCUCCUGCUGGCCCUGUAUCUGGGCAGUGGGGAGGCUGGCCCAUUGCUAAGUGGAGGGGCAAGUGCCGAAACAGGUAUUGGGGAGGCCAUUGGACACGGGGUGGGAGAUGCCAUUGGCCGUAGAAUCGGGGAGGCCAUUGGGCAAGGGGUUGGAGAGGUAGCCAGCUCUGGACUUAGGGAGGCCAUGGGCCCAGGGAUGGGUGAUGCCUUUGGCCAUAGGGUCGGGGAGGCCAUCCGCCAGGGUGUUGAGGCAGCAGCCCAUGCUCUUGGAGACACUGGGAGUGAGGCUGGCAGACAGGCUGAGAAUAUUAUUCGGCAUGGAAUAGAUGCUGCCCACAGCUCCUGGCAGGGGAUGCCCAGCAACAACGGUGCUUGGCCUCCAUCCAGAGGCCAUGGCAUCUUUGGUUCUCAGGGUGGCCUCGGAUCCCACAGUCAGGGCAAUCCUGAAGGUCCAGGGACUCCCUGGGGCCAUGGACACUCUGCAGGCUCAGAGGGCAGCUUUGGAACCAACUCUCAGGGAAGCUCCUGGGGCCAGGGAGGCAAUGGAGGACCAUAUGACUUGGGGACCAAUGCUCAGGGAGCUGUAGCUCAACCUGGUUAUGGCUCAAUGAGGGGCAACAACAACCCAAAUAUAGAGUGCACCAACGCCCCACCCUCUGGUUCAGGUGGAAGCUCUAGCAACUCCAACGGCGGCGGCGGCAGCGGCAGCGGCAACAACGGCGGCGGCGGCAGCGGCUACGGCAACAACGGCGGCGGCGGCAGCGGCGGCGGCAACAACGGCGGCGGCGGCAGCGGCUACGGCAACAACGGCGGCGGCGGCAGCGGCAGCGGCAGCGGCAACAACGGCGGCGGCGGCAGGGGCAGCGGCAGCGGCAACAACGGCGGCAGCGGCAGCGGCAACAACGGCGGCAGCGGCGGCGGAAGUGGAAAUAAACCCGGCUGUGACAACCCAGGGAACGAAGUCCGAGUGUCUGGGGGAUCUGGGGGUCAGGGCUUCAGAGGACAGGGAGGCCCCAGAGGAUCUGGUGACAUCAGGAACUCUCAGACAUCUCCUGGGCUCUUUGACUUCGACACUUUCUGGAAGAACUUUAAAUCCAAGCUGGGUUUCAUUAACUGGGACGCAAUAAACCAGGGCCAAGUCCCAUCUCCCAGCACUCGAGCCCUCCUUUACUUCAGCCGACUUUGGGAGGAUUUCAAACACAAAACUCCUUUCUUGAACUGGAAAGCAAUUAUUGAGGGUGCCAGUCCAUCAUCACCACUGCAGAGGAGGGCAGGCAGUGCUGGCGAGCCUGGUGCAGGAUGGCCAGAGGUACCACCUGUAACUUCCAAGAACUACAACUAUAACCAGCAGGCAUAUCCUACCCCUUCUAGUGGGCAGUACUCAGCCAAGACCCCCGCUAAGGGGGGAGUCACGCUUUCUUCCUCGGCUUCCCGGGCGCAACCUGGCCUGCUGCAGUGGGUGAAGUUUUGGUAG
Pteronotus mesoamericanus is the source of this 1500-nucleotide messenger RNA. RefSeq names its product dermokine (gene DMKN). The record is from RefSeq and is a predicted model, not a curated record. The transcript is spliced from 17 exons. Lineage: Eukaryota; Metazoa; Chordata; Mammalia; Chiroptera; Mormoopidae. Gene Ontology annotation, biological process: cornified envelope assembly. Bases 1 to 1500 code for a protein of 499 amino acids.